CAAACUCCAAAGUAACCGCCAUCUUGCGAUUGUGGUGACUGGUGAAGCCGUAUAGUUUUUCGCACGUGCAAAUUAUAAUUUAAAGAUAAGUGAUACUUUUGGAAUUCCAAAAUGGUUGCACAAACUAAGGUGUUUGUGGGAAGCUUACCCCAAGGAUCAAAACCUGAAGAUUUGAGAAAGCUUUUUGAACGUUUUGGAGUAGUCACAGAAUGUGACAUUAUGAAUAGAUGUGGCUUUGUACAUAUGCAAACAGAAGAUCAAGCGACGGCGGCUAUUCGCGCUCUAAACAAUUCCAACUUCAAUGGCGGUGUUAUUACUGUCGAGCGCGGUCGUAUCAAAGAACGCGGGCAAAGAGGAGGUCGAGGCGGUAUGCGAGGUGGAAUGCGCGGAUCGAUAGAUCGUCGAGGUGGAGGCCCAAUGCGCGGUCCGCCUCGCGACGCGCCAUACCCGCCGAUGCGGGACUCCAGGGGCAUGGGACCCAUGCGCGGGGCCGACAUGAGAGGACCGCCUAUGGGCGGUGGAGCUAUGAGGAACGGUGGUAUGGGUGGCGCCGCGCCUUACGACCGAGGUAUGGAUCGCUCGAUGGGUGGCGGAGGCUACGACGACCGAGGUUACAACGGCUAUGGCGGUGAAGAUAGGCGAGGUUUCGCAUUAAUGGACGGUCGUGGCGCCCGAGACCAGUACGGUGCUCCCCCGCCGAUGUACGGAGACGACAGACGUGGCUACGGCGCGCCCGUCGACGACAUGGCAGCGAUGUACCCCGAUGACAGACGAGCGCCCAUGUACCCUGACGAGAGAGACAUGAUGGACAGAAGAGUGCCGAUGAGAGGUGGCCCCAUACCUGUUGCCACUGGCUAUGACCGAGCACCGCCUAGAGCUGCUCCAAUGGGCAAUGGAGACAUGUACAGUAGAAGGACACCACCAGCAAUGAGGGGUGGAGCCGGAGCUGUCGGCUAUGACAGAGACCCAUAUGCUCAACAGUACCCACCCCUGGGACGCGGCGGCGGCGCGGCAGGGCGCGGCGGACGGGAGGCGCUCCGCCACUACUAGCGCGACGCCCGCGGCGGCGCGCGGCGGUACGUCCGCACCGUACUCGCCGAUCUAACGACCCGCCACACGAACAAAACCUAACCUCCUAGCGUAGUCUUCCCGAGCGCGUUCUAGUGCGCGUUCUGCGUCACGUCCGCGAUACGCCCGACCCGUUGCUAAUCAUACGGUAAGACGGUAUCUGACGUACGUCCCGGUGCGAACUCUCGACUCAGUCGAUUUAAGGAUUUGAACAAGGAAUACAUUCGAACGUUUUAAAUAAAUAAGUAUUAAUAUGAAGCGGCGUUUUUUUUCCCGCCGUCGAGCGAUCUCGUUCGACGUGUCUUAUCUAGGCGUUACUGCGUAAACAUGCGAAAUCUUGCGUUUUAAUCAUUGUAAUUAAUUAAGGCAAUCGAGAUGUGUAUAAUAUUUUUCUUUUAGAUUAAACUCCUUUUGGAAAAAAAAUUGUUUUGACUUUCAACCACUCCUGUGUAACGAGUCCACUGCAUGACACCUGCGACAGUCCCCCGGGGCCUCCCAUAGCUUCCUUUCCACUUAUGCGUAAAGUUAACGUCACGGCUUAUAGAAAUCUACUGUUUGAUUUUACUGUACAUAUCGUCACGAUCGUUUGAUACGUUUCAAAGGACGAGAAACAUCAAAGUAGACGGUAGAUUCUCUGAGCGAACCGACGCUACGACUGUUAGGUAGAACAGUGCGGUCGGUAGUCGGUCCGGAAACUUAACAUAGUUGCAAAUGUUUUACUAAACGUUGUCGAGCGUCAACUUUCAACCUGAAAGUGCGUGCGAGUCCUUUCAGUCAGAGCGGCUUGAGCGUAGCGGUCGUCGGCGGCGCCUCGGCGGUAACUGGCUCUAGCCAGGUCUGGGCGUGUAGAUAGGCGACGGCGACCGAAGAUAGAGGGAUGCGAAUGAUACAAUCGAAUUGGGGAGCUGGGUGAAGGAUUGAACUCAAGAAGCUGGAAGGAACAAUUCAAGAAGGGUACUUUGCCAAAGUAAGCUCUUAUGGAUAGAUCAUGGAUGGGAUUAAAGAACUUAGACUAUGGAGGGGAUGAACGCGUGAAAUAAAAUAGUUAUCUGUAUGUAA
Molecule: messenger RNA, 2127 nt
Organism: Aricia agestis (brown argus)
Lineage: Eukaryota; Metazoa; Arthropoda; Insecta; Lepidoptera; Lycaenidae
Gene: Bmp-2
Product: RNA-binding protein 4.1
Exons: 5
Coding region: 112-1050 (312 amino acids)
Cellular component (GO): cytosol
Molecular function (GO): mRNA binding
Source: RefSeq, a predicted model, not a curated record